Trichomonas vaginalis G3 is the source of this 523-nucleotide messenger RNA. Its product is annotated as organellar and viral DNA polymerase type B. The record is from RefSeq and is a predicted model, not a curated record. Lineage: Eukaryota; Parabasalia; Trichomonadida; Trichomonadidae. The annotation marks the transcript as partial. The transcript has a single exon.
AUGAUUUCAACAAUCGGCACAACAACAAUUCAAGCCGCGAACGGCGGGACUCUGUCCACAACAACAGCACCAAACUCGUUAGUCAUGAAUCCUACGUCAAUGUUAGUAGAGAUGAAAAACUUCAUUCCUUCUUCAUAUACUUUUGAAACAGAAAUCCAGAAGAUAAAGCAAGAACUUUUAACAAGUAAUUUAGACUGUAGUGCGAAAGAUGAAGAAAAUGAAGAAUAUCUUUAUGAAAUGCAGGACAUUAUUGACCAUUUACCCAAAUUGCCUGAAAUCCAACAACAAAAACUCACUAUUCCUGAAUUCGACGAAAUUGAAGUGAAACCAACUGACUCAGUAGAAAUAAAGAAGUUCAUACGUAAAGUAAAUUAUGAAUUCCUUGGUUUUCAUUGCAACCAUAAGGUUAUGGACAAAGAUUGCGACAUGGUAUAUAAGAAUGUUUCUGACAUAUAUAAAUCUGAGGAGUUUAAGACUUACGAUAACUUUGUUUCAUUAGUUGCAAAAUGUGUUUGGGAAAUAA